AUGGCAAAGAACAUCGACUCUUUUGAACAACUUACGACCCGAAUCGGACGUCUGCGGAUGAGAAGAUGUGGCCCAACACCAGCUUUGACUAUCUUCGUCGCUUACGCCCCAACAUCAAGCUACGAAGAGGAAGUCGAAGCUUUCUUUAUGGACCUGGAGAAGUUCUACCGAGAAGAUCAUGUCUUCUACAAGGUCAUAGUUGGCGAUUUCAACGCCAAAGUUGGCCCAAGAAGAACGCCGGAGGACCCACGGCCUACAAUGGAACGACCAGGGGGAGAGGCUCUCCGAGUUCAUCAUGACGACUAA
Necator americanus (New World hookworm) is the source of this 306-nucleotide messenger RNA. RefSeq lists its product as uncharacterized. The record is from RefSeq and is a predicted model, not a curated record. The coding region runs from base 1 to 306 and encodes 101 amino acids. NCBI's taxonomy places the organism in Eukaryota, Metazoa, Nematoda, Chromadorea, Rhabditida, Ancylostomatidae. The transcript has a single exon.